AUGGAGGCGGAGAAGGCAUGGUCCACUCGGACUCAAUGUCUCCAGCCUCCCGCGGAAUCUGGUCGAAGCUCUGUCGGAGGUCGUCCAGGCAUCUCUGGAUUCCCUGGUGGCCGUGGACCCAAAGGGACAGAGGGGGGAAACCCAGGUCGGGAUUCUUAUGGUCCUGAAGGUCUUCCUGGAAGUCAGGGCUUUCCUGGACCUCCAGGUCUCCCUGGACCACCGGGCAGUACAUCAAACCUGUUUUCCACUGGACCACCUGGUUUUCCAGGUCAGCCUGGUCCAAGAGGACGUCCUGGAGACAGAGGUUUUAAAGGGUUUAAAGGAGAAAAUGGCGACUGCAACUGUUUGGGUGGAGGAAACGAUUGGUGCACAAGGACCUCAAGGGCCUCCUGGGCCCAAGGGUUUUGUAGGAAUCAGGGAGUAAAGGGAGAAAUUGGUGACCUAGGCGUCCCAGGACCCCGUGGUCCACAGGGCCUUGAUGGUCGUGCAGGUGACAGAGGCUUUAAAGGACGUAAAGGAGAGAAAGGUAAUUCUUUCUUCCCAGAAGGCAGAGGGCAAAAAGGUGAUAUGGGUCAACAGGGUCUUCCUGGACCACUUGGAGCGAGCGAGCGGCACUAA
This is a messenger RNA of Cyprinus carpio (common carp), 618 nucleotides long. Its product is annotated as collagen alpha-1(XIX) chain-like. Bases 1 to 618 code for a protein of 205 amino acids. The record is from RefSeq and is a predicted model, not a curated record. The transcript is spliced from 5 exons. Lineage: Eukaryota; Metazoa; Chordata; Actinopteri; Cypriniformes; Cyprinidae.